Messenger RNA from Mesocricetus auratus (golden hamster), 3263 nucleotides. It is a transcript of the gene Kctd10, whose product is annotated as potassium channel tetramerization domain containing 10. The transcript is spliced from 7 exons. Gene Ontology annotation, biological process: protein ubiquitination; negative regulation of Rho protein signal transduction; proteasome-mediated ubiquitin-dependent protein catabolic process. Gene Ontology annotation, cellular component: Cul3-RING ubiquitin ligase complex. The coding region runs from base 103 to 1053 and encodes 316 amino acids. Gene Ontology annotation, molecular function: protein binding; ubiquitin-protein transferase activity. The record is from RefSeq and is a predicted model, not a curated record. Lineage: Eukaryota; Metazoa; Chordata; Mammalia; Rodentia; Cricetidae.
AAGUGCCCGCCCCGGCCCCGCCUCCGCCCCCUGCCUUGAGUGAGCUGGGUGUUUCCUGCCUUUCAGUCCGGAUUUGGAGACUCCGGCGUCCUCCGACUUUUCAUGGAAGAGAUGUCAGGAGAAAGCGUGGUGAGCUCAGCGGUGCCAGCGGCUGCGACACGCACCACUUCCUUCAAAGGCGCCAGCCCCAGCUCCAAGUACGUGAAGCUGAAUGUCGGGGGCGCCCUCUACUACACCACCAUGCAAACGCUCACCAAGCAGGACACCAUGCUGAAGGCCAUGUUCAGUGGGCGCAUGGAGGUUCUCACCGACAGUGAAGGCUGGAUCCUCAUUGACCGCUGUGGGAAGCACUUCGGGACAAUACUCAACUAUCUUCGAGACGGUUCUGUGCCCUUGCCUGAGAGUCGCCGGGAGAUCGAGGAGCUACUGGCGGAGGCCAAGUACUACCUGGUGCAGGGCCUGCUAGAAGAGUGCCAGGCGGCCCUACAACAGAACAAAGAUACUUACGAACCCUUCUGCAAGGUUCCUGUCAUCACCUCCUCCAAGGAAGAACAGAGACUUAUAGCGACUUCAAAUAAGCCGGCCGUGAAGCUGCUUUACAACAGAAGUAACAACAAAUACUCCUACACCAGCAACUCUGACGACAAUAUGUUGAAGAACAUUGAGCUCUUUGAUAAACUUUCCCUGCGCUUCAAUGGGAGAGUCCUAUUCAUAAAGGACGUCAUCGGGGAUGAAAUCUGCUGCUGGUCCUUUUACGGCCAGGGCCGAAAAAUUGCGGAAGUCUGUUGCACAUCCAUCGUCUAUGCCACCGAGAAGAAGCAGACCAAGGUUGAGUUUCCCGAAGCUCGCAUUUAUGAGGAGACCCUGAACAUUUUGCUGUAUGAGGCCCAGGAUGGCCGAGGACCUGACAAUGCACUCCUGGAGGCCACAGGCGGGGCGGCUGGACGCUCCCAUCACCUGGAUGAGGACGAGGAGCGGGAACGGGAGAGGAUCGAGCGAGUGCGGAGGAUCCACAUCAAGCGCCCAGAUGACCGGGCUCACCUCCACCAGUGAGCAGGACCGCCAGAGCUCCACCCCCUCUACCCCGCCCCCUCAGACCCUGUGCACAAGACCGGGCCCACCUCCACCAGUGAGCAGGCCAGCCAGAGCUGCCCUCCACCCUCUCUGCCCCUGCCCCCUCAGACCCUGUGCAGGCUUUAGGGUGCCUCCCACUUCCCCUGAGGUCUGGAGACACUUGUAACAAGCCAGAUGAUUUUGAUAUUUCUCGACGUGGUGGAUUGCUUCUGUGUUGACCCAGGUGUGCACCCCUUCUGAACAAGCUUGUCUGAGGGCUUGACUUCUUUUGAGAGCCCAGACCCGGGCUUUCUCGGCUCUUGGAGGAAAAGUAUGAGUGAGUUUGGCAUGUAUGCAAGAGCCUUUGUGGUAUUUAUUUUUAUGGGUGUUGACUACCUAUUAGGGCUUCUUAAGUGACACUCCUUCAAGGGCUCAUUUGACAGUUCUGAGAGGCUGUGUGGUUGGCAACCUGACAACCAAACUGCCCUGUGUGUUCUGACCAUGCUGGGAGUGUGUUCUGUACACGAGUUUCUCAUUGGCCAAUAGUUUCAGCCUGUAGUAGUGGACUGGGGACCUCGUGUUUUGCCAGCCCCACUGUCUGGCAAGGAGCAGACUGCUGUCAUCCAUGUCCUUCCCGUUGCUGGGUUUGUUGACACACCCCAUCCCAGGUCAUCUGAACACUUGCAGCCACUGCUCCAGACCGCCGCCGCCUUAAGGGUCUGCUCCCUGCGAGGCCUCCUUUCCUCAAGUAGGUGCCUUGCCCUUGGUUAGGAACUGUGUAGCCCUAGACUUGAACACCGCUAGGAGCUGGUAGGCUGUCUCCGGGCACUUCCCUGCGUAUCUCCUAGAGCUCCCUUCAGUUUUUAUCUCUCUACAGAAUGCAGUGGGUGUGCAGGUACCUUUCAGUCCCGUUUGUGUUGAAGAAUGUGUGUGACUGCUGGUGGGGAUGUGUGGCUGUGGGGCACAGGAGCCUGUGGAGGACGUGCCAGCUACCUCUAGUCCCCAUGCGCCUGUGCAGAUGUCCCGACUGACGCGGGUGGGUGAGUACACUAGUUACAAGGUAAGGCAAGGAUGCUUGAUGAAGGAAUUGUUACGACUUUUUAGACCAAAGGUAUGAAGUGGAUAAUCUCUGACGUGUUUCUCAAGUUUCUAUUUUGUGACGGUUUUUACAGCUCAUUUUGUGCGUUGACAGUCGUAUACCUUUUGUAUCUGGCAGCAACGCCAACAAUAAACAAUCCCGACUGGAUCGAGGAACCGUGUACCAGGUAGAUGCUUUUUACACAGUGGUGUGGUGAAACUUUUGUAUUACGAGCCAAGAAAGGGAGCUUACAAAUCAUGUUUUAUGAGUUUUUAUACUGUUUGUUUGAAACGUCAGCCCUGCUCUGUGGGUUCAGCUUUUUUAGGAAGUAAAAAUGAAUGUUGAGUCCUAGUGUUUUCUGUAGGGAUGGAAAAGCCAUUGUAUACACUGUUUAAAUGUUGGUGUGCAGAAUGAGUUGGUGGUCCAGUUGACUUGCCGUGGCCCCUGCGCCUUAUGGUUAGCUACUGUUUUGGCAGCUCUCCCUAGCUUCCUUUUUCCUCAAACCUUGUGCCUGCAGCUUUGCACCUCGGCUCCCAGGGAUGGGAACAGGCCUGGCAAACAUUCCAUGGUGCCUGAUACUGCCAGCAGCCUUGUCUACUAGGGCCUGACCCAGCAUCAGUCGUUCCAAAGCUCUGCUUCUAGAUUUCCUGGGCUAGCAUGAAGGGCAGUAGUCAGCAUUUCUAGUUCAGAGCCAUCCAGUGAAUCACUGGUCUUGGGUUUGGUGUAAAGAUUGGAGUUUUAUUGCACACUAAUGGCUCACAGUCAAAAUAAAUUGGAAUAGCUUUUUGUCCAUGGUAACCAGAUUCAAUAUGUGUGGCGAUUGGGGCCCACACCCCCAGCAGGUCCUGGCAUGGCCUCCUGUCGCCUUCCUGAGGAUAAGGAAGAAGGGCUUUGAUCUCUCUGUAAGUCACAUUUAGGUGCAACCUCUGUACCUGCUGUUCACUGCUGGUACUCUGCCCUCCCCCGGGGUGCAUGCGGGCUAGAGGGCUCCACCCAAAGUCACUGGUCACCUUAGCUCAUCACUAACCUCCUGUCUGCACUGCGGAAACAAUGUUGGGAGUUUAGACGUGCUCACUGUUGUCAAGCGUCUGUGGACACAUGUAAAAUAAAAGUUCAACUGUGCUUCUACUCA